UAACGCUCCCUUGUUCUCAGGCGUGGCCUCCUGGAACGCCACGGCACCUGGCUGCUCCGUCGCGUCUUCUGGUUUUCAAUAAAGUUUUCCUCCCUGUACGGAGCUCAAGAUGGCGGCCUCCUGGUCGCCCUUGGUUACCCUGCGCUCCGCGGCGCGCAGCCGGCUGACUGGGAGAGGUGUUGGGUGCGGGGCCCGGGCCGUCGCAAUCGGUUCUCUGGCCCCUGGCCCUGGGAAACCCCUUUGGAAAGCUUACACAGCCCAGACAUCUGAGGGUGUACGCCCGACAGCCGCUUCCGAGGCCCAUUCAAAAGCUCUGGCCGUUUGCCACGGACUUUUGGACCACUAUGAGUUUCUGAUCAAAGCUCAGGAGCUGAGGGAUGAUGAGCAUCAAAGAAGAGUCAUCCAGAGCCUGCAGAAGUUACAGGAGGACCUUAAAGGAUACAGCAUAGAGGAAGAAGGGCUCUUUUCAAAGCUUUUUUCAAGGAACAAACCUCCAAAGGGCCUGUAUGUUUAUGGAGAUGUCGGUACAGGGAAAACAAUGCUGAUGGACAUGUUUUAUAAAUAUGUGGAAACGGAGAGGAAGAAACGCGUCCACUUUCACGGCUUCAUGCUCGAUGUGCACAGAAGGAUACAUCGCCUUAAACUGAGUUUGCCAAAAAGGAAGGCAGGAUUCAUGGCAAAGUCGUAUGACCCGAUAGCACCCAUCGCUGAAGAAAUCAGCCAGGAAGCUUGUCUCCUAUGUUUUGAUGAAUUUCAGGUCACUGACAUUGCUGACGCUAUGAUUCUGAAGCAGCUUUUUGAAAAUCUGUUCAAAAACGGGGUCGUCGUUGUGGCAACGUCCAACAGGCCCCCGGAAGAUCUCUAUAAAAAUGGACUCCAGAGGGCUAACUUUGUACCAUUUAUAUCUGUCCUGAAGGAGUACUGCAAUACGGUCCAGCUGGAUUCUGGGAUAGAUUAUCGGAAAAGGGAACUCACUCCUGCAGGAAAACUCUACUACCUCACAAGUGAAGCUGAUGCGGAGGCUGUCAUGGAUAAGUUGUUUGAUGAGCUGGCUCAGAAACAAAAUGAUUUAACUAGACCAAGGAUUCUAAAAGUGCAAGGCAGAGAGCUGCGGCUGAAUAAAGCCUGUGGAACCAUUGCCGACUGCACAUUUGAAGAGCUGUGUGAGAGGCCACUUGGAGCAAGCGACUAUUUGGAAUUAUCAAAGAAUUUUGAUACAGUAUUUGUACGAAACAUUCCACAAUUUUCGCUGGCAAAGCGGACCCAGGCACGAAGAUUCAUAACUCUCAUUGACAACUUCUAUGACUUCAAGGUACGCAUCAUUUGCUGUGCGUCGGCUCCAAUCUCAAGCUUAUUUUUCCAUCAGCAUCAUGAAAGUGAACUAGAGCAAAACAGAAUAUUGAUGGACGAUUUGGGGCUGAGCCAGGACUCAGCAGGGCUCUCCAUGUUUACGGGAGAGGAGGAAAUCUUCGCGUUUCAGCGCACGAUUUCCCGGCUCACGGAGAUGCAGACGGAACAGUACUGGAUUGAAGGGGACAGAAGCCAGAAGGAAUUGUCACAGUCACAUGAAUAAAAAAAGGCAGGGAGACAGCACUGUGAGAUUGGCAGCAGCAGCUCCUCAUCAUCAAUUACGCACUUUGUCCUUCUAUGCACUUUGCCUGUUUAUUUGGACUCAUUUCUGCAUCAUAAAGUGGAAUCAUUACUCCUGAAGAUUACUGCAAAACCUGACGUGUCGGCUCCUGACUGAGCCUUGAACAUAAACACAGUGAACGCAGGGUGCCUGAGCAUCUCUGGGCUCGGCUGCACAGAGUCAUGCCUUAGAAAUAUAUUUGCUAUAAGAAGCAGGUGGAAUCCCACAUUUCAGUUUAAAACAAAGGAAGCUUUCUGGGCAUUUAAACUGAAGGGGAAAGCAUUUUACGUUGGCCUCCUCAUUUCUGUUUGUUGGUUGUGAACUGCAAUAAUCUCCAGGCCCUGAGGUUUCCUCAGUUCUGGGGAACCUGUGUCUAACCCAUAGACACAGCUCAGCAGGCAGCACCCGAUCCCAUGAGGACACGGAUUACAAAACCAUCAGACAAGGAGCAAGUGUGAAAUUCCAGCUCACAGCUAGGUCUCCCUCUGAGAGCCAAGGAAGGCAGGUACCAGGUGCUGGCGGCUGCAGAGCAGCAGCCACACACCAGCAGGAGUGUGGGCUACCCUCAUCACCUGGCGCCCUUACUCUGCUCACCCCCACCCCUCACUGCAGUCACUCACACCUUUGAUGCUGAGCCGGGAACUUGGACCUCAUAGGAAACACGAAGGACACAUGACAAGUCUGCAAAUAAAAGCCAAUU
Psammomys obesus (fat sand rat) is the source of this 2330-nucleotide messenger RNA. It is a transcript of the gene Afg1l, whose product is annotated as AFG1 like ATPase. The transcript is spliced from 13 exons. The record is from RefSeq and is a predicted model, not a curated record. Gene Ontology annotation, molecular function: ATP binding; ATP hydrolysis activity. The coding region runs from base 110 to 1573 and encodes 487 amino acids. Gene Ontology annotation, cellular component: cytoplasm; mitochondrion. Lineage: Eukaryota; Metazoa; Chordata; Mammalia; Rodentia; Muridae.